AUGCAAACCCGGCCGUGGCGGCCUUUGGGGCAUGCUCAUCCGGCCCACUUGCGAAGUUUCCUUCGGGGGCUUCCUGCCUGGCACCUGCUGGGCCCACUCGAUGAACCGCAACUGUGCAGCAUCUAUGAGUGUUUGGAUAGAGGCUUGCUGGAGGAGGCACAAGACCAGUGCGAACACCUGGCCGGUGAUUCCAGCAAGGAGGCCCUUUCAUUUCUCGUGCUGCUGGACAUCCUGAGAGCCUGGGGCGAUUCUCUCGGCGCCACUGCCUUGGCACGUGAGGCUCCCUUCGCGGCAGGGACGCGGGAGGAGGCGGCCGCGGCACUGGCUGCGUCGUACUGCACACUGAUGGCUGGUGCCAGAGAAGGCAAUGUCACUCUCCAGAAGGAGGUGGAGAAGGUUCAGGACAUGCUCUUCAGCUUGUCGUCAAGUUCUCCGGUGCCAUCUCUUGCACAGGGUGCUGCUUUCAUGAUCGCCGCGGAAGCAAACAUGGCGACGGGGUCACUUGCUGCUGCAGCACAAGCAGCCAAACGCGCUGUCUCUUGCUACAGGAGCAUUGACGAUGCCAAGGGACAGGCCGCGGCUCUUCGCUGUCUGGCUCUGGCGAGCCUGGGUUCCCAGCGCCUGGCAGAGGCAGCGCAGUCUGCGAAGCUGGCAGCCACUCGAGCGCGCUUCGUGGGAGAUGUGCUCGGCGAGGGCUGCGCCUUGCGUCUUGCGUCAGAGGCAGAGCUUCGCCAGGGCGACACGCAGCAGGCUGCGACCCUUGCGCAGGACUCCGCAGCUCUCUUCCAAAUAAAGGGCGACACCUUCAACCAGGCAGAUGCUUUGUUGAGUGCCGCGGCAGCACUCUGCCUUCGUGCCCAACAGCGAAAGGCGAACGCCCAGCGCAGCUCACUGGAGUCUUGGGCUUUCCAAGCUUCUGCACUCGCCGACAAAGUCUUGACGAUGCAGUGCCAGGGCACGCUGGAGGUGGAUGCACUGCUCGCUCGGUCCUGGGCAGCGACCGUGGUGGGUCCCAGCGCGGGACCGGGACAGUCUGAGCAGGCCUUGGAGGAUGCCCAGAAAGCGGAGAGACUUGCGAUCGAUAUCUCCGACAGAAGACGGGUGGCAGCUGCACGGGUUGCUCGAGCUCAGGCUUUGGUGGUACAAAGCGAGGAUGCCUUAGCUUUGGAUAUGUUGAACGAGGCCCACAGCCUUUUUCAGAGAGCAGGAGACGCCGAUGGCGCCAGAUUUGCUGCCACAUACAUGUCAGGCGCAGGAGGAGGAGGAGCUUCAAAGGCAAGUUCCAAGCCAGAAGAUCAUGUGUACGCCGGGUGCGCCACAUGGGAGGGUUUGGCCAAGCAGCCAGACCAAUGGUGGGCGGAUCACAUCCACUUUCAGUUUGCAGGUCUCCAAGGGAGGCCAGUGGCAAACACAGUGAAGAGAAAGUGA
Messenger RNA from Symbiodinium sp. CCMP2592, 1428 nucleotides. Lineage: Eukaryota; Dinophyceae; Suessiales; Symbiodiniaceae. The record is from the annotation of a GenBank genome assembly.